GUGCCCCAUCAGGUUGUCAGAGGGGGGGGAAAUAGUGAUCCCCAUCGUUGGUGUAGUGGGAGGAAUAGUGCCCCAAUCAUUGGUGUCAGUGGGAGGAAUAGUGCCCCCAUCAUUGGUGUCAGUGGGGGAAAUAGUAGUGGUGUGCCCAUCACUGGUGUCAGUGGGAGGAAUAGUGGCCCCAUCAUGUGUCAGUGGGGAGGAAUAGUGGCCCCAUCACUGGUGUCAGUGGGGAGGAAUAGUGUCCCAUCAUUGUGUCAGUGGGAGGAAUAACGUUUCCCAUCAUUGGUGUCAGUGGGGGAGGAAUAGUGGCCCAUCAUUGGUGUCAGUGGAGGAAUAACGCCCCAUCAUUGGUGUCAGUGGGGGAAUAGUGCCCCAUCAUUGGUGUCAGUGGGAGGAAUAGUGUCCCAUCAUUGGUAAGAGUCAGUGAGGAAUAG
Messenger RNA from Staurois parvus, 434 nucleotides. The record is from the annotation of a GenBank genome assembly. Lineage: Eukaryota; Metazoa; Chordata; Amphibia; Anura; Ranidae.